Molecule: messenger RNA, 3330 nt
Organism: Brassica napus (rape)
Lineage: Eukaryota; Viridiplantae; Streptophyta; Magnoliopsida; Brassicales; Brassicaceae
Product: glutathione S-transferase T3-like
Exons: 1
Coding region: 1963-3156 (397 amino acids)
Source: RefSeq, a predicted model, not a curated record
ACUACUUCUUAAUGUGUUGCUAUUCACCAUAACCAUUUGGACUACUUGCAUAUGUUUUCGAAAUAAAAUGUGGCUCGCUUUUCUCAUCGACAAUUUAAAUGAUGUUGUCAAAAAGAAACUCAUCUCCUGCCAUUAAUCUUCUUUUGCCAACCAUCUCUCUUUUGGCUCUCUCACCUACCCAGAGUGAAAAUUCCAUUAAAGUCCAGCUAACAAAGCCAACGUAUUAAAAAGAUCCUAACCUCUGAUUCUUGGAUCGGACAGUUCGCAUUGGCUCAAAUGACGUCAACGAGAAGGAUGAGUACCAAUCAGGAGGCUCCACAUCAAUUCACCAGCUCCAUCCUUCAACUGCUUCCAGCCUCACAAACCACCAGCAAGAAAAAUCCACUUCAACUGCUUCCAGCCUUUUCAACUGCUUCCAGCCUUCCACCGUCUCUUCCUCUACGUCGGAAGAUCUCCUCAUCUACUCUAAGUUAUUCUCAUAGCUUAUGCUUGACAUAACUACCCUGACCUCUACAAGUACUGGAUUACACUCCUUUCUCUCGUUGUCCUUCCGAUCUGGUUAAGCUCAUCCUCUGUGGCUGCUACACACGCUGUCGUUGCUUUUCGUGUACACUGCGUAAUUCUACAGACACGAAACCACGACAAUUAUUUUCAGUGAGAGACGUGUCCUGUGGUGGAGGAGGAACCUGAGUCUUGGUGAAAACAGGUGGAGGAGGAACCUGAGUCUUGGUGAAAGAUAAAAGAUUGGUGGAUUUCUCAUCUAAUUUGAUUUUUUUAACAUUUACUCAAUUUGGAAUCUGAAAUCGAGAAAUGAAGAAGAAGAUAUAUUAUUAUGCUUUUCUAUUAAUUUUUUUUUUGUUUAGAAGAAAUUAGAGAUGGUGUAGUACAAGGAUACUAAAAUCUUUUUGCAGCUAAAAAGUGUGUCUAGUAUUUAAUGUGUCUUUGAUUGUAAUUGAUAUGUUGAAAUGUGUUUUUGGUUGUAAUUUUCUCGAAAAAAGGCCAACGGUGGCGAUCACGUUUCAGUCCAACAAACCAAGCGGUGUUUUUUACGAAACCACCCGAGAGAUUAGCUUCUAUUUUCUUUUUGUUUACUUCCCCCACGAGAAAAGCACACUUCUUUUUUGUUAUAACCACCCACCGCUAAUAUUUACCCACGUGUCACCCUUCCUUCGCGUUUCAUCCAACACCAUAGCGCCGUGUCACUUAGACUACAAGCAAUGGAGGUGUUGAAACUUUAAUUCAACAGUUUAAUACUUACAAUGCAUGUGUUGAAAGGAGAGUUGAAUCAUAGGUGGAUUAAUCAUAGUUGAAUAUUUUCAACUAGUUGAAUCGAACAUGGGUGGAGAGAGAGAGUCCACAUGUCAUAUUAUUAUUAGAGUUAAAAAUUGAAAUUUAAGGAAGAAAGAGAAUGAAAUAAUUUAUUUUGUUUUUUCCACCUCCAUUAUUUGAUGUCAUUUAUUUCAUAGUAAAUUAAUUUUUAUAUUUAUAUUUUAAUCAUAAAAUUUCAUCAUUUUUCAUACUCUAUUAAUAGAAAUUUGUUUCAUUUUAUUUGGACAUAUAUUUAUAAAUAGAGAUUAAUCUCACGUUUAACCAAAUGCAGUGGUGUGUUUAAUCAAACGUUUAAAAUAAUUUGGCACACAACUAGCUGAAAAAAUUAAACCCGUUGAGAGGGAGAGAGACAGUCUGAUGUGGCAUAGUUCCAUUGGCCAAAGAGAAAGUGGUUCUGCCGACUUUUCUUUGAUUGGCUGUGUUUUAGUUUUUUUUUUUUUCCUCUUCUACAUUAUUUCAUUCAAUUAUUGUAUAUUAAAAUAUUUAUUUUAAAAAAAAAAUAUAUUAAAAUUUAUCAUAUUUCAUACUCUAUAAAUAGAGACUUGUUUCAUUAGAUUUGGACACAGAAAAAAAAACCCAUCUUUAGCCUCUCAUAACUCUCGUUUCUAUAUUUUUUCUAUCUUCUUUGAAAAAAUGGAUCCCAACCAAAACUCUUCUAAUAAUAUCCAAAACCCUUCAAACAACCCUUUUAACUAUCCGAAUCCCAACAACUAUCCAUUCCAAAAUCCGUUUCCUAACCCCAACCAACCCCAAAACAUACCAAAUUAUGGUUUUCCACCAAGUUUUUUCACGCCAUCGGCUGUUCCAAACUACCAUCCAUAUUAUGGUUCGCCAAUGUCAUAUUCAUCUCAACAACCCACUUAUUCUUCUACUCCAACGGAUAAGGAAUUUGCUUCGAAUGUUGGAGCAACUGAAUUUCCCGAGUUUUCUACACAAAUGACUCUUGGUGGUAUAAGUGGGGUUAAUGAAGCAACUCUUGGAGCAGACAGUUCAGCCUCUGCUACCCGAAAAAGCGUCAAAUGGACAACUGAGCAAAAUUUGGUGCUAUUGAGUGGGUGGAUCAAAUACGGAACAAACAUCGUUGUUGGCAGAAACCAGAAAAGUGAAUCAUUUUGGGGCAAAAUUGCUGAGUAUUGUAAUGAACAUUGCUCAUUUGAUCCUCCGCGCAGUGGAGUUUCAUGCAGAAAUCAUUACAACUACAUGAACCAAAAAUUGUCAAAAUGGAUUGGCGCUUACGAUAACGCUAAGAGUAUGCAACAAAGUGGGUGGUCGGAGCAAGAUGUAUUGGCGAAAGCGCAAGAAAUCUAUUCAGGUGGUGGUACCGGAAAUUUCAAUUUAAUGAAAGAAUGGAUCGCUGUCCGUGAUCAACCACGUUAUGGUAGUCAAGUUGGAGGGAAUAGUGGCUCUAAAAGCAGUGGAUCUAAGAGAGCCCACGAUAGUGAUGCUAGUGACUCUAACUCUGUUGGAUCCACUGCUCGUCCAAUGGGAAGGGAUGCAGCAAAGAAAAAAGCUAAAAAGAAAGGCAAGAGCGUAGCCCUGGAAGUGGUCAACGAAGAUUUUAAUGAAUUCAAACAAAUCAAGGCUCAAGAGUUUGAACGCUUGGAAAAAUUAGCCAUGUUGCAAGAGGAGGCAAACGAAAGGCGAAAGGAGGCAAUCCAAAGGCAAGAGGAGGCAAACCAAAGGCAAGAGGAGGCAAAUCAAUUGAUGAAAGAAAAAACUCGGGCUAAGAAGAUGAAGAUGUGGCUGAAGCUAAGUGAAAAGGAACAUCUCAAUGACCAGAGCAACGAGUUGUUCCAACAGUUGAGCUACGAAUUAUUUGGAAAAUAAUUGUAGUCACAAGUGGUUUCUGCAUCAUCCCACUCCAUGCUUGUCUGCACCAUGUCACUUCAUGCUUUUGUAAUGUUUGUUGUAAUUUUCUCCUUUAAUAAUGUUGUUGUCUGUUGAUGCUUUAAUAAUGUAUUGUUAUGUUAUGGUUUAAUAAUAUAAAAUCUUAUCCGUCAA